UGCCAGCGCGGGGCCAGCUUCCAGGAAGGUGGUCCGCGAGCGGCCCCCUGCUCACCUUCCAGGUCCCCCGCGCGUCCCCGGCCCUGCCCAGGACCCCCGCCUGGCCGCCGCCCGCGUCCGGGAAGGCUUUCUCUCUCCUCCAGCUCCAACCUGAGCCAUGUUUUUCACCUGUGGUCCAAACGAGGCCAUGGUGGUCUCUGGUUUCUGCCGGAGCCCCCCAGUCAUGGUGGCUGGAGGACGUGUCUUUGUCCUACCCUGCAUCCAGCAAAUCCAGAGGAUCUCUCUCAACACACUGACCCUCAAUGUCAAGAGUGAAAAGGUUUACACUCGCCAUGGGGUCCCCAUCUCAGUCACUGGCAUUGCCCAGGUGAAAAUCCAGGGCCAGAACAAGGAGAUGUUGGCUGCCGCCUGCCAGAUGUUUCUGGGAAAGACAGAGGCUGAGAUUGCCCACAUUGCACUGGAGACGCUGGAGGGCCACCAGAGGGCUAUCAUGGCCCAUAUGACUGUGGAGGAAAUCUAUAAGGACAGGCAGAAAUUUUCAGAACAGGUUUUCAAAGUGGCCUCCUCAGACUUGGUCAACAUGGGCAUCAGUGUGGUCAGCUACACCCUAAAGGACAUUCACGAUGAUCAGGACUAUUUGCACUCCUUGGGGAAGGCUCGAACAGCUCAAGUCCAAAAAGAUGCACGGAUUGGGGAAGCAGAGGCUAAGAGAGAUGCUGGGAUCCGGGAGGCCAAAGCCAAGCAGGAAAAGGUGUCUGCUCAGUACCUGAGUGAAAUCGAGAUGGCCAAGGCGCAAAGGGACUACGAGCUGAAGAAGGCCGCAUAUGACAUCGAGGUCAACACCCGCCGAGCACAGGCUGAUCUGGCCUAUCAGCUACAGGUGGCCAAGACGAAGCAGCAGAUCGAGGAGCAGCGGGUACAAGUGCAGGUGGUGGAGCGGGCCCAGCAGGUGGCAGUGCAGGAGCAGGAGAUCGCCCGCCGGGAGAAGGAGCUGGAGGCCCGGGUGCGGAAGCCAGCGGAAGCUGAACGCUACAGGCUGGAGCGCCUGGCAGAGGCAGAGAAGUCCCAGCUGAUCAUGCAGGCAGAGGCAGAAGCCGAGUCUGUGCGGAUGCGGGGGGAGGCCGAGGCCUUUGCCAUAGGGGCCCGAGCCCGGGCGGAAGCCGAGCAGAUGGCCAAGAAGGCAGAGGCGUUCCAGCUGUACCAGGAGGCUGCUCAACUGGACAUGCUGCUGGAGAAGCUGCCCCAGGUGGCAGAGGAGAUCAGCGGUCCCUUGACCUCGGCCAAUAAGAUCACACUGGUGUCCAGUGGAAGUGGGGCCAUGGGGGCUGCCAAAGUGACUGGGGAAGUGCUGGACAUCCUGAGCCGCCUGCCAGAGAGCGUGGAGAGACUCACAGGCGUCAGCAUCUCCCAGGUGAACCACAAGCCUUUGCGAACAGCCUGAGCCCUCGACCUUCGUGAUGCCCAGCCUCGUAGCUCAAGCCUCAUUGCCUGAAUGGUCCCCAUAUUGCAUGCACUUAAGCUGGCUACCUGAGCUGUCCUUUGACAGCAGGGUUCCAACCCUCAUCUCUCCUUGCCAAACAGCCUGUGCCUUGCCUUGGAGGGGAAAGGUUGCUCCCUUUCCCAACCCCACACUGCCAAGACUGCCAGUCCCCUAGGGGUCCCAUGCCAGCCUUCUGAUGAUCCCACCCCUCAAUGUAUUUAACUUAAUUACUGUCUGAGCCUGUUGUCCAGAAUUCUUUCCUGACUGAGACUUGAGGGGAUGGUCUACAGGUUUUCAGUUUUACUUGUCAAAUAAAUGCUGUUAAUAAGUACUGAUAGUUAAUAAAACAGAAUUCAGAAUAAAUGCUAGAAUGCAGCUUU
This is a messenger RNA of Vicugna pacos (alpaca), 1860 nucleotides long. The record is from RefSeq and is a predicted model, not a curated record. NCBI's taxonomy places the organism in Eukaryota, Metazoa, Chordata, Mammalia, Artiodactyla, Camelidae.